AGUAUCCAAGAUAAUUAAUUGUUUACUUUUGCUACAGCUACAGUACUUAGCAUUAUUCUCCUCAAACUUGACCUUUUUCGAUAUAAAACCUCCACUUCCCUUUGUUGUCCACACUCCCCUCACUCCCCCCAACCAGCAGGUGAGAUUCAGGACAGAGGACGACAAGCCGCUGGCCAUCUUCCAGGUUAGAUCGGAGCCCAUGCCGCAUGCUAUCGACCAGAAGUUUCGCUUUUACAAGCCAGAGCUGUCCUUCCUGAAGAAGGCCCUGCGCCUAACCCCCUGGGAAAGAACACCAGUUGGAGACACAGAUGCUGGGUCUCAGUUCUUGGUGGGCUGCAGUGACACCAAUGUCAUCUUUGAAGCAACAAUGUUGGUGGACCCAACCUGUAGGUGCGUGUGUGUGUCCAUUCUAGGCAGGCAGCCACUUCUGCUACCUCACCAUGGUGGACAUGGAGCAACAAACGCUGGUGGCCUCCUGGCUUCUCAGCUUCACUUGUCGUCUUCCCUUCCUGUCCAAGGCCUUUGAAGUGUGCGCCCUGGUGGAAGGGGGCAGGGAAGAUCACCUACACCUACAACAACCCCUACCCCACCAGCCAUGUCCUCCAGCUGUUUUCCUCGCAAGGUGCCAAAUAAAUGUCACUUAAGGGCCCCAAAAGGCUAGGGCCGGCUCAGACUGCACUUGUGGAUAUGGAUGUGGGUAUGCAGACCCGGCCCUUCAUGAUGAGUUCUGUUUUUUUGUGGGCCCCACCUCCAUCAAAGUUGCCUAUCCCUGCAGUAAAAAAUAGGAAAAAUCCGGACUGACACAGGAAGGGACUACCUUUACUUUGUCCAAUAAGAAGAGCUCAUUUUAAUUUACUGUUGCAAAGUUUAAAAACGGUUUCCAUUCCGUGCCCUAAUAAAUACAAUUUGCUAACCACACUCAAUCUCUUGCUGGGAGAGACCAGUGAGGGACACUAACACGUUGUUUGUUUUGUAUGACGUAAUAUGAAUAAUUUAACACGUCCACUAUACUGUAGCUGUUAAUUUAUUUUUCUGUUCCGCCAUUAGCCCCUGUGUCUAGUAGGAGAUUCAUUGACUCCAUAAACAGGUCAUAAACAUCUCAACAUAAACAAGUUGUCUCGAAAUCAUUAGCAAUCAACGGUGUAAAUGGAAAUAGAAUCAGUCCGUUUCAAUGAACGGGCUGUCUAUAUAAAAUGAACUCCUAAAAAACUGUUUAUGUUUCAAUCACUUGCCUGCACAGGAUACUUAACCAAAUAGUGAGGGAAAGAGGGAGAGACGGGUGCGAGAAAAAUAACCAACUGUGUUUUCCUUUUAGCCAGCAUAGCUUCAGGUGCAAUUCUUCUAAACAGUUUAUGGGGUCUAUAUCUUAAAAAAAUGUAAUAGAGUCGUUUGCCUUCCCCCAAGAAGUAACUACCCUGCCACAAUAAAAACAAAAAAACAGAGCAAGGAUCGAUAUAUAGUUUUCUGGAAAUUACUGAAUAAAUCUUACACAUUUGGAGGGAGAAAACAACAAAACAAAGGCCUUGUCUUUUCAAGAGUUUAAAUAAGGUGGGAACACCAGGAGCUUUUGUUGAAAACAAUUUCCCUUUUUUACAUAAUUAUAUCAUUUCCUAUAAUUAGUCAUUUACAACGGCAUAUUUAUUGUUGUUGCAUUGCACACAUCCCUAAUAGAUGUUGUGUGUUGUAAUUUCAGUCAAACGUCACGGUGUGAAUAUUGCCUGAGGACUGUAAAUGCAGUACUAGUACACUGGUGAAAUACACCUAAAAACACAUCACAUAUAUUAUGGGAUAUUAGGUUAAUAACAGAAGAGCUGUGUCCAUGGUCUGUUCAUCUGUUCAGUAGGACACUACGUCGCAAAACAUUUUGCAAUGGAACACAAAAGCCUGUGAUCUCAUUGGACAAGUUCAGGUGGAACCUCCCCGACUGAACAGACUGCAACAGUGGGCCUGUGGGUUGAACCUGGGUGGUAUUCCUUAUGUCACCUGACAAGUUCAGGUAAUCCCUCCCGAUUUCUGUCUGUUUAACUUCUGUUUGGUACCUAAUGAAAUGCACCUGAAAGCACAGCAAACUCAACUCAACUGGACACAUUAGCUACUACUACAACUACAGAACAAAAUGGUUUGCUAAGAAUGUCAGCUCAACGAAGUACACUUCUACUAUUGUAUAAAAUUCAACACUUUGCUACUUAUGACAGAAAGCUCAAUGCAGUACUCUUUACAGACAUGAUGGCUUGAUACAUACACUCAGUUUAUUAGGUACACCCAUCUUGUUCCAGGUCGGACCCCUUUUGCCUCCAGAACAGACUGAAUUCUUUGGGGCAUGGAAACGUUGCUCAAUUGGUUUCAAGGGCAAUGUUCCCUCAAGCCUAUAUUAGCCGGUGGUGUUCAAUGCAGGUGACUUUUUACAUUAUGAAGGGCUCAACAUUAACUGAUGAUUAACAUUGUUUUGGUCUGUAACACCAUGGGCCAAAUAAGGGACUGUAAAUUGCAUUGUAUUGUAUUUUAUGAUGCAAGAAACCACCUUGCAAAAUAAAUGUUUUAUUAUUACCAGAGACAAUUAAACAAUGUAG
This is a messenger RNA of Oncorhynchus mykiss (rainbow trout), 2570 nucleotides long. Its product is annotated as nephrocystin-4. The record is from RefSeq and is a predicted model, not a curated record. Lineage: Eukaryota; Metazoa; Chordata; Actinopteri; Salmoniformes; Salmonidae.